AUGGUCACCCCUAAAAAAUCACCGAAAGUGACCAAAGCGGCCACCAAAACCGACGCCCAAACCGACGUUCCGGAGGUGGCCGAAACGCCCCGGGACUCCUUCUUGUCCAAAUCCAUCGGCGUGCUUCUUAUCUUGGCCAAUGUCGCUGUUCGUGUCUACUGUGGAUUGUACAUGAUCAUUUCCGACUGCGACGAGACCUACAACUAUUGGGAGCCAUUGAAUCGUAUAGCGCGUGGGUUCGGAAAACAGACAUGGGAGUAUUCUCCCGCCUACGCCAUCCGUUCGUACGCUUAUCUCAUCCCAUACUACUUGAUCACAAACCCACUCAGGGACUUUGAUCUCUUGACGGGCGAGACGCUCCUGCCUUCGGCCAUGUUCUAUUAUAUCCGUGUGGUGGGAUUGGCUGGUUUUACCGCGUACGCGGAGAUCAAGCUCUACUGGGCGGUGCGCCGUAACUUCUCAAACUACACCGCCAACUGGUUCCUCUUGUUCUCGACGUUUGCGCCAGGAAUGGCCCAUGCGAGCGUGGCGCUCCUUCCGCUGUCGUGGGCCAUGACGUGGAUCACGUUGGGCACGGCGCUGGCGAUCGAGGUGCUUGGCGACGUGAAUGACUUGUCGGUGGUGGGUCCUUCCAUCAAGGCCAUUUCGUGCUUCUUGACCGCAGGACUCUUCGGCUGGCCCUUUGCUUUGGCGAUCGGUAUUCCGUUCGGCUUGUUUACCUUGCGUGCUCGCUACCAGACCCCGCCACUAACCAGAAUUGUAUUCGCUGGCUGGGCAAUCUUUCCUGCCAUGGUGAUCUUCUUGAUCUGUGUGGACUCGUACUUUUACAGCCGUGACGCUCUUUUUGUUCCUUUCAACAUCGUUCUCUACAACGUCUUUUCGGGCGAGGGCGAGGGCCCCGAGAUUUUCGGCGUUGAACCUUUCCUGUACUACCUCCUCAACUUGGCCCUUAAUUUCAACGUCGUGCUGGUACUCGGAUACCUCGGCGCAGUCGUCAUUCCUUACACUUCAUCCAAGGUAGAACAUUACAGAAGUGCGUUCGGCGCCUCGGUUCCUAUCUUGGUCUGGAGUUUCAUCUUCUUUAGACAGCCUCAUAAGGAGGAACGCUUCCUCUACCCAAUCUACACCCUUAUUUGCCUCUCGGCUGCAAUCUUCACUGCGCGGGUGUGGAAGUUUUUGCGCGAGUCCGUCUUUCUGCGCAUGGUUUCUCGUGUUCUUGUGUUGCUCUCUGUGGCCUUGUACAUCACAUUGUCCGGCUCUCGCAUCUUGUCGUUGGUUUAUAACUACAGCGCUCCUCUUACCACAGCUGCUGUGUUCCUGGAAAUCGAGAACGAGAACGCAACCACCGGUAUCCAAAACGUUUGCAUUGGCCGUGAGUGGUAUCAUUUCCCAACCUCGUUCUUCCUUCCUGACAACUAUAGACUUCGCUUUGUGAAGAGUGGUUUCGAUGGCCUUCUCCCAGGCGACUUUGAGGAAAAUGUUUCUAUCAAACAAGCCGCUUCUAUUUACCCCGCUGGAAUCAACGCAAAGAACAUAUUCUCUGAAGACAAAGUCGUUCCGUUCGACACUUGCGAUUUUUACAUCGACAACAGCUCUCCGGUGCCAGCAGGCGAACCUGACGUUUUUGGAAACGCAGCAUGGAAAGCCAUUGCUUGCGAGAAAAUCGCAGACCCUAGCUCAACCGAGUUCAACUUGAAACGAAUCUUGCAUAUUCCAACAAUUUUGGAUAAAUACAUCCCCGGCAGCAACGAGCAGAUGGACUACUGCGUAUUCCAAAGAGUGAACGGCGUUUAA
Australozyma saopauloensis is the source of this 1794-nucleotide messenger RNA. RefSeq names its product dolichyl-P-Man:Man(6)GlcNAc(2)-PP-dolichol alpha-1,2-mannosyltransferase (gene ALG9). Gene Ontology annotation, biological process: protein N-linked glycosylation. The transcript has a single exon. Bases 1 to 1794 code for a protein of 597 amino acids. The record is from RefSeq and is a predicted model, not a curated record. Gene Ontology annotation, molecular function: alpha-1,2-mannosyltransferase activity. Gene Ontology annotation, cellular component: endoplasmic reticulum membrane. Lineage: Eukaryota; Fungi; Ascomycota; Pichiomycetes; Serinales; Metschnikowiaceae.